AUGUGUGUCAGUAAUACUCUGGACAGGAUUUGCAACGUCCCUCUUGCAGACUAUGUCGCCAAAAAGUCUCUUCUCAAACCGGGCCGGUAUCCGCAGGUUGUUUUUUGCGAUACAAUCCUCGGCAAGGUCAUCAACGCCCUACUUUGCCAGGCCUCUCUUUCCAGCGCCAGCACACACAGCCGAGACAUUACAAGCCUGGCAAAAGUCAUCACUGGUAGCCAGCAAGAAUUCUGGGGCCUGGCGCAAGACUGCAACCUCAAGCACGCAGGCGCUGGCAAGGACUACAUGGAUAUCAUGACUACUACCUUCAAGAAGUUGGUCAAGUACCAGUGUCGACUGGCGGGGGACCACGGGCUGCUGGUUUGGGAUGAAGGCAGUCGUAGAUGGACUGAGAACAAGAUGCUGCAUUUCGACAGUGAUGAGCAUGUUGGCCGAUGGUUGGCGCACAGGCAAAAGCAGAAGGAAAGGGAGGCGUCCUCGAUUUUGACGCAGGGCCUCCAAGACUCAAGAUGGGCCAGGUCCUCUCUGGCGAGCAAAACACCUCCUCGCUUUACGACAGGCGGUGUCCCAAGACGCGAUGUAACAGAACGUACGCCUACGCCAGCCCAGGACAAUCCAAGUGCAGGACAUCAAAAUGAGCGGGUGCACGACUGGGUCAGAUUGUUACCCCAAGACGACAACGUGCAGAAGCUGGAGAGGAUGGCGCUGGAGUACCAGGACCGCAUGGAGGACAUGCUGGCCUUUAACAAGAAGCAGGCGGAGAUCUGGUCGCGGAUUUAA
Molecule: messenger RNA, 780 nt
Organism: Fusarium sp. VM40
Lineage: Eukaryota; Fungi; Ascomycota; Sordariomycetes; Hypocreales; Nectriaceae
Source: the annotation of a GenBank genome assembly